Colletotrichum gloeosporioides is the source of this 2472-nucleotide messenger RNA. RefSeq lists its product as uncharacterized. Lineage: Eukaryota; Fungi; Ascomycota; Sordariomycetes; Glomerellales; Glomerellaceae. Gene Ontology annotation, cellular component: nucleus. The record is from RefSeq and is a predicted model, not a curated record. The coding region runs from base 1 to 2472 and encodes 823 amino acids. The transcript is spliced from 8 exons. Gene Ontology annotation, molecular function: RNA binding.
AUGGACGACACCGAGCGACGUUCCGCCAAGCGCUCGCGCUUCGACCAGACCGAACCUGAGCCGCGCAAGGCUUCAAGAUUCGAUCGUCGCUCCCGAUCUCCUCCCGCAAAGCGCCCGGAGUCAGGCAGAGAUCGCAGCCCCAUUGCGAACGACCCUGCGACCGAGCCCAAGAAGUCGCCCGUGGACGCCGCAGCUGCGGCCGCUGCCGCAGCUGCGCGCAUUAACGCGCAACUCCAAGCGAAGAAGGGCAUUCAACACGUCGAUGUCCCUCCGAUCAAGACCGCGACGCCCGAAAUCAAAACAGAAGAUGGAUCACCCGACCCGGCCAACACGAUCAAUGGCGAGAUGUACAUUGCCGACGGAGACUACAUCAAGGACAUCGAAGUCAACGACCUCCGCAACAGAUAUCUCCUGACCAAGGGGUCAACUCAGAAGAUGGAACGAAAGUUGACUUUGAAAGAUGUUACUACCCGAGGAAGCUACUAUCCCGACAAGAGCAUGGCAACGGCUGCGAAUCCCCCCUUGUACCUUCACGUGACGAGUACAUCAAAGACGGGUCUCGAGCAAGCUGUGGCCAAGAUUGAGGAACUCAUGAAACAGGAACUCCCGGCGUUGGUCGACGAGCGCCGUUUCCGUCGUCGUGACCAAGAGCAGGUCGAGAGAGAUGAAUACGGUCGUCGCAAAUGGCCCGAGGAGAAGAUCCCCAUUGGCUUGGAGUCGGUCCCUGGAUUCAACCUGCGUGCUCAGGUUGUUGGACACGGCGGUGCUUAUGUCAAGCAUAUCCAGCAGGAAACCCAGUGCCGUGUGCAAAUCAAGGGCCGCGGUUCUGGAUACUUGGAGGCUGCCACUAACCGUGAGAGCGACGAGGACAUGUAUCUUCAUGUGGCUGGACCUGAUCCGAAAAUGGUCGAGAAGGCCAAGGAGCUCUGCGAAGACUUGAUCGCCAACGUCAAGGAUCAGUACGAGGAGUUCAAGAGCAGGCCUCCCCGUGGAUACGGCGAUCGAGGCGGCUAUGGAGAUCGCGGCGGCGGCUAUGGCGACCGUUCGCGGAACCACGAUGGUGGACACGGUGGUCAUGGCGGCUACCAGGGCUAUGGCGGUGGCGGCUACAACUCUGGACACGGAGGUCACGGCGGCCAUGGUGGUCACGGCGCCGGACAGUCGGCCAGCCCAGCUCCUGGCGGCUCUAACAGCCCUGCCGCUGGAGCCGACUACGCUGCUCAGUAUGCCCAAUACUACGGUGGACAGGACCCCUAUGCUGCUUAUGGUGGCUACGCUGCGUACGUCCAGAUGUACCAGCAGUACUACGCCGCUGCGCAACAGCAAGCGCAAGGCUCACCCGCGCCUCCUGGAGCCUCGCCGCCUCCGCCCCCGAGCGAGGCUGCUCCUCCCCCACCCCCUCCGCCAAGCUCUGCUCCUCCGCCCCCUCCUUCAGGUUCUCCCCCGGGAACUGGAGGGUAUGGUGCUUUGACCCCCUCCGACCUGGUCAACAUGAGUCACCAACGAUACCCGUCCCACGAUCCCCUGAAGGAGCCUCACUCCGUCUCCCUCAAAGUCCUCAGGCUCUCCCGCCCGUCACUCGUAAUCCAGCACCCGAUCCGCCCGCCUCUCACGCCCUCCCACGUCCCCGCGGACCCGGCCCCGGCCUCGCUCGCCUACGACACCACCGCCGCGACGAACCCCGCCCCCUUCCUCCUCUCCCCGAUCCUCAACCUGCCCCUGAGCUUCGGCUCCGCCUACGUCGGCGAGGUCUUCAGCUGCACCCUCUGCGCGAACCACGACACGCUCGAGCCGCCGCCGGGCACGAAGCGCAAGGUCAUCCGCGAUGUGCGCAUCGAGGCCGAGAUGAAGACGCCCGGGCAGGGCGGCGCGGUGCAGAAGCUGGAGCUCACGCCCGCAGACCCGGCCGCCGAUGCUGCGGAGGGCAAGGGCACCGACCUCGAGCCCGGGGAGACGCUCCAGCGCAUCGUCAACUUCGACCUGAAGGAGGAGGGCAACCACGUCCUCGCGGUGACGGUGAGCUACUACGAGGCCACGGAGACGUCGGGCAAGACGCGCACGUUCCGGAAGCUGUACCAGUUCAUCUGCAAAUCUUCCCUCAUCGUGCGCACAAAGAUCGGCCCGCUGGCGUCAGGGAAGGAGGGCGGUGCUCGGAAGUGGGUUCUCGAGGCGCAGCUGGAGAACUGCUCCGAGGACGUCAUCCAGCUGGAAAAGGUGCUGAUCGACCUGGAGGAGGGGCUGGGGUACACGGACUGCAACUGGGAAGAGGGCGGCGGCGUGGCACGGCUGGUGCUGCACCCCGGGGAGGUGGAGCAGGUGUGCUUCGUGGUCACCGAGGCGGACGGGGCCCACGCCGAGCCCGGAGAAGACGGCAGGAUCAUGUUCGGAGUGCUGGGUAUCGGGUGGAGAGGGGAAAUGGGAAACAGAGGCUUCCUCUCGACGGGCAAGCUGGGCACGCGGCACGUAGCGUGA